Messenger RNA from Sparassis crispa, 2829 nucleotides. RefSeq lists its product as hypothetical. Gene Ontology annotation, molecular function: protein-N-terminal amino-acid acetyltransferase activity; protein binding. Gene Ontology annotation, cellular component: NatB complex; cytoplasm. Gene Ontology annotation, biological process: N-terminal peptidyl-methionine acetylation. The transcript is spliced from 19 exons. Lineage: Eukaryota; Fungi; Basidiomycota; Agaricomycetes; Polyporales; Sparassidaceae. The record is from RefSeq and is a predicted model, not a curated record. The coding region runs from base 1 to 2829 and encodes 942 amino acids.
AUGUCGGCCGACCUAGAUCGCCAGAUUCGUGCCAUUUAUGAGGCCCUUGACACUGGUUCAAAUAAGUUUGCUAUCCUAGCAUGUAACAAGGUUUUGAAAAAGCAGCCCAAGAUUGAACUCGUCAAGGCUCUCAAGGCUCUCGCUCUGGUUCGGUCACAGAAAGUAGAAGAGUCGCUCUUGCUCUGCGAUGAGAUCCUAGCGGCAAGGCCAGCAGAUGUGGCAACAUUAACUGCCAUGAUGCACGUGUUACGUGGACUAGGUCGACACACGGACAUGGUAACAAUGUACGAGGAGGCGUACAAGCAGCAACCCAAUAAUGAAGAACUGGGCUCUCAGACGUUCUUUGCGAACGUGCGGAUCGGGAACUGGAAAGCAGCACAACAGAUUGCAACCAAAAUGCACAAGCAGUUUCACGAUGACCACUACCUGUAUUGGAGUGUGAUGAGCGCUGUGCUCCAGGCAAAUGAUCCUGCCACCCCACCGAACUUCCGCGACGUUCUCUACAAGCUCGCCCACAGGUUGCUCACAUCAUCAACCACUCCCUCUUACUACAGCUCAGACCGGUUCUAUCUUCACCUAGUUGUUCUACGGGAGCUGAAGCUGUAUGAUGAUGCGUAUACAAUGCUUGAACACGAGGCCGGCAAGGCCGUCUGCUCAGUCAGUCUAGCAUGUGACGAUUUGCGGCGAGAAGUCUGGAAGGCGAAAGGUCUAUGCAAGGAGGAGGGAGCUCGGGCGAAGGAGCGAAUUACAGACGCGAAGGUCCGCAACUGGCUCGAAUUCCUGGCUGUGUUAGAUGCUACAUUCUGGGACGUGACCUCCGAACUUUCAGAUACCGAUACUACUAGGGCUGCAUGUGCGGAAGAAAUCUCCAAGACUCGAAAAUUUUUCACUCAGGUGGCGGAGCAAGAUGGUCUGCAUGAUCGCUCCGGUCCCUUGGCGUUGCUGGAAUUGGAGAGGCGGGCGAGAAUGCACGGUCUAUCACAAGAACCCUCUGAACUAUUAAACCUCCUGAAGCAGUACUUUCAGCAAUUCGGUGACAAAGGUUGCUGCUAUGAAGAUCUGAGGACAUAUGUCGAAUUGGAAGGUGACGAUCUUUCGGCGUGGACAUCGUUCUUAGAGUCUCAAACUUCCAUGGACACGCUCUCGGAUCUAUCCCGCUAUAUCAAUGCCCAAAAAUUGGCACGCUACAACCUCUGUGGAGCUCAAUUGACCCCGGAGUUGGAAGCUGCUCGUGCGCAGCAGUACCUUCAUGUGUACCUUGAUGCUCUCAAAUUUGGGAAAGAUUUCCCAGAUACUGAGAGGCAACCAGCAGACGAUAUUGCUGUUCUUGCUAGCCACGUCUAUGUUGACUUGUGGAAAUCCACCAGUCAGGUGGCGUUUUUGUAUCAGGCAGCUGCAGUAUUGGAAUACGCGAUUGGUCGGAGCAAAGACUCGUACCCACUGCGAUUAUCACUCGUCCGCAUAUACAGACUGUUGGGUGCGCCGUCCUUGGCUCUGGAGCAAUACAGGGCGGUGAAUGUGAAGCAAGUUCAAUGCGAUACACUCUCGCACUUCAUCUUGUCGCGAGCCUCUAUAUUCUCAUUGUCGUCUAUUGGGGAUCUGACGUACUCGUCUGAGUGUCUUGAAUCGAGUCAGAUCUAUCUAAACAACUCUCAAGAGACUGCGGAAUUUAUCGUGCGAGCAUUCAACGCAGAGAAAUACACGCAAAUCCCAGAGUUCAUCCUCUUCGAGGAUCGACUCGACAACUCUCUGCAGCGAGACCUCAUCAAGGUCGAACAUGUCCGGAUGCGACUAGCUCAUGAGCAAGUAAAUUCCGACCUUAUUGACAUGGAGCUCAUCGAGCUGAAAUUCAUCUUCGACCGCUUCCACCACGACAACCGGGAUCUCAGCAUUCUCCCCAACUACCAACCGCGUUGCCACCCAUCCUUUGACCAACAAACCCUGCUGUUUGACAGGUUACCAGGACUGGGUUGGUUGUGGGUUUUCUUGAAAAUCUACAUCAGAGCGCUGCAACUCGCCAGCGAUCUCGAUGACUCGGUCGAGGACAAACUGUUGAUCGGUGAUCGUCCGAAACCAAGUAUUGAUCCCGAAAACAAGCUCCCGCUGAAAGAGAGGCUAGUCAGGAGGAAGCAGGAGGAACUGGAUGAGUUGACCCCUGACGAGCUGACGUUCCUUGAAUUUGCUGCUGUUUUGGGAGAUUGGCUUGCCCCUUACCAUGAUUACAUCCGGCCACCGCCUUCUGCGGUCCUUGCGGAAGCGGCCAAGCAGACCGAGCUGAAGACAGGUCAUCCUCUCAAGGGUGUCGAGCUUCCUCCCAAAGGCGACGCUGCAAAUGGACACACGAAGAAGGAAGAGGAUCCUCCUGCUGCCACAGAACCUCCAGAGCUUGUAACAAAGUUCUUCGAUGACAUGGCUGCUCGCUUCAGGGAGGUUAUAGAAGGCAAGCGUCUACCUUACGAGGUCCUUCAUGUAGCCACCCUGACACAAGAGGCAUUGAUCCUUCUUACCAUUGAAACGCAACGAUUUAAACCGGCUUCCGUCGUGAAGAUGAACAAACUAGGGGCGAUGGUGCAAAGUUUCAAGGAUAUCCGCAUAAAAGCUGCCGCAGUGCUGAGUGAGAUGUCUGCGUCGCUCAUCAAGCUAGGCGACACGGAUGCCACAGUCGAGGGUAGAAAGGCCUUUGUAGAUGCAUGCAAGCCUGUCUGGGGUCCCUCUGAGCUUGAUCACGACUUUGUGUCCGGAGUAUCGAAAAAAGUAGGGGAUGCUCGCAAGCAGAUACUGGAGGGCGUUGGCAAAGGCAUCAUCCGGGUCUGCAAAAAUCAUGUUUGA